UGCGCUCACGUCCCUCCCAUUCAGUCAACUCUGUACGAAGCGGGCAGUCAAGCGUUUUCAUAGCGCAAAUCCCCAUCACACGUCAGAGACGACAUCAUUAUUUAAGGUUGAAUCAAGUAGGGAAGAAAGUUUUGCGACAGACAGUGUUGCCAAGCAGCUCCUAGGUAGUGGACCUAGUUAUUUCGCACAGUUUAUCGCCCAGUUCUUACGGAUAUUAUUUUUAUAGAUCAGCUAUGCCCCACACCGUGACAUUGAAUGGACCCUCACCUUGGGGUUUUCGACUGGUCGGUGGAAGAGACUUCAGUACACCGUUAACUAUUUCGAGGGUGACACCGGGCAGUAAGGCAGCACAGGGGGACCUGUGUCCUGGAGACACCAUCCUGGUCAUCAAUGGGGACAGCACAGAGACCAUGACACACAUGGAGGCCCAGAACAGGAUCAAGGCCUGCAUGGGGGAGCUCACACUGGCCAUAAUCAGGUCAGGAGACAAAGUCUGGUCUCCAAAUGUUAUUGAAGAUGGCAAGACAAGUCCAUACAUGGCCACAUUGGAGACUGAGUCACCACAGAAUUUCCGACCCAUUAGCACUGGACCAAUGACCAGUGGUUACACCAGUGGUUACAGCAGCAGCUACAGCAAGGGGAACAACAGCAGCGGUUACAGCCGAAAACCCUCCUACACUCCCGAGCUGCCGCACCUCAACAACGGCACCUCCAAGCAGUCCAACCARGCGCAGUACAACAACCCAGCCAGCAUGUACGCACACAACAACGGCAGCAACGGAGACAGAGACAGGGUCUUGCCAAAACAAAUGGGCGGCCUGAGCCUGAGUUCCCCUCACAGCCCUGAGCCUCCGAUGCGUUCUCCAAUGGGCCGUAAUGGAAACGGUCAUAGUUUUGAAGUCACCACAGAGUCAGAUGUGUACAAGAUGCUGCAAGACACAGAGGAGCCAGUCUCCGCACCCAAACAAUCCGGCUCCUUCAAAUACCUACAAGGCAUAUUGGAGGCAGAGGAUGGAGGUGUGUCCCCCACUGACAUGUCUGGAGUGAGAGGCCUUAGGUCCCCGGACCGAUCCCCAGUCCCUAAACUGGGCAGCCCCAUCCCCGGCCACAUGGGCCCCAUGCCCGGCCUACAGAAACUCCCCCAGUGCACGCGCUGUGGCAACGGCAUAGUGGGAACCAUCGUGAAGGCCAGAGACAAACUGUACCACACAGAGUGCUUCAUGUGUGAUGACUGCGGCAUGAACCUCAAYCAGAGGGGCUACUUCUURAUCGAGGAGAACUUGUACUGUGAGACCCACGCRAUGGCCCGCGUACAGCCMCCMGAGGGWUAUGACGUGGUCGCCGUCUACCCCAACUCCAAGGUUGAACUGGUCUGAACGUGUCUGUCUCUCACACAGUCCCCCCUCAGACAUGUGCCUGCAGUCUUAUCCACAGCUCCCAGCCKGUAUAAAUGUGCUCCAUUUCCAAUGCACUACAUGUCCAAGCUGUUGCCAGGAAAUAUCAGUUUAGAGUUGGAUACUAGAGAGUGGGGAAAAUGGAGUUUCCAAAGGUUUUAAGUCUCUCUUUAAUUCUUUCACACUUACAGCAUACUAUUCCUAUUUCGGACGGAUUUUACACCUGCUGAGUAAAAAAAAUGAUGUUUUAUUCAACCUAUUUUACUAAAAUUGGGGGGCUUUUCUUUGUGUCAAUAGCACUUUUUUAGACUAUGUUGAAACAUAAGCAAUAUUCAACCGAAUGACCUCUCACAUCUUGGGAUGGUUUUCUAUUUUUAACUCUGCCGACUACAAUACAGUUAGCGGAAUGGAAUCGGGUCAAGCACCUGACUGAGAAUGGAAUUCACCUUUCACUGCUUCUCAUACUGUUACUGCUACAAUUAAAGAACCCCGGCUUUAUUACAUCUGUUGAAGUGCAACCCAGUGCCACACGAGAAAGCCUUUUGUCUCUCCACUGUAAGCAGCUUUUAAAAAGCUGUGGGGAGCAAAGACGCAGGACAAGGCCAUGGAAAAUAUUGAAAUCCAGCRGGUGAAUCUAGAAACAUAUGGGAAUAAUAUACAAUUGUUUAGUGUUUUUUUGGCACAUUUUGUUGAAAUAGACAGUGAUUGUUGGCUAAGGGAACGUAUUUGAAAGAGUGUGUCGUUUUUUCUUGUUUGAUUUUAAUAUAUAUUUAGUCACAGCCAGGCCACUGAAUGAAUCAUACUUCUACAUUUCCAGGGAGGUAUGGGAUUUACAGUACCAGUAAACCGUUUGGACACAUCUACUAAUUCCAGGGUUUUCUUUAUUUUUACUAUUUUCUACAUA
Molecule: messenger RNA, 2298 nt
Organism: Salvelinus sp. IW2-2015
Lineage: Eukaryota; Metazoa; Chordata; Actinopteri; Salmoniformes; Salmonidae
Product: PDZ and LIM domain protein 4
Biological process (GO): actin cytoskeleton organization; heart development; muscle structure development
Cellular component (GO): filamentous actin; Z disc; adherens junction
Molecular function (GO): actin binding; muscle alpha-actinin binding
Source: RefSeq, a predicted model, not a curated record